Messenger RNA from Aspergillus brunneoviolaceus CBS 621.78, 432 nucleotides. RefSeq lists its product as uncharacterized. Lineage: Eukaryota; Fungi; Ascomycota; Eurotiomycetes; Eurotiales; Aspergillaceae. The record is from RefSeq and is a predicted model, not a curated record. The transcript has 2 exons. Bases 1 to 432 code for a protein of 143 amino acids.
AUGAAUGGACAAGUCGACUGCAAACGCAAUCGAUCUGAAGAAAGCGCGGUAGGAGGCACGCAGCGCUGGCCGGGUGGGGGUGGUGUAGUGCUUGAAGCACAUGAAAUUGUCGUCGCCGGCAUUCCUGAUACCGACGAGGAGCACCUGCCGACAGUCGAUCCGUACAGCACCAUCGCCAACCAGAGUGUUGCCCCGGCUGAACUUCUUGCGAGAUGGAAAUUCCACGACCCGCAGACCGCUGCGGUCUACAUCUUGUCCAGUCUGAAUGGGCCGAUCGGAAUCGUGCAAGAACUGCCCGGCACAGGGAAAACCUUUUGGAUUGUCCGCUGUCUUCUUCUAUUCCUCCGCAAUCCCAGACGGGAUGGCAAGCCGUACCAGCUGCUCAUCGUGUCCACCUGCAACGAUGUUGGAAGGAUAUUGCUUUCUGGAUAA